AUGACAGCUAUCACCAAGAGAGUUUUGGUGCUUCAUGGAUACUCGCAGAAUGCGGCCAUCUUCAGCAAACGGCUAGGAGCGUUGAGGAAGGAAUGCAAAGAUAUAGAAUUCGUGUUCGCAGACGGACCAAUCAUCCUUACCCCUGCCGACCUUUUUGGCCCUCCGUCUUCAUUAGACUCACAGUCUGAGGUGUCUGCCGUGGUGGACGAUCCCAGCCUUACACCAAGGGGGUGGUGGAAAGCAGACAAGAGCAAGCAGACCGCUGUGGGGAUCCAGGAAUCGAUAUUGAGUAUUAGAGACCUGUUCAUUGGCCAGAGAUUUGAUGGUGUGCUUGGGUUUAGCCAAGGUGCAGCGUUCGCUGCUGUAAUUGCUUCUCUCCUUGAACGACCGCACCUGUACCCUCCAUUCCUCGUCGACGGGGAAUCACCUCAUCCUCCGUUUAAGUUUUGUGUGGCGGUUUCCGGGUUUAAACCGCUUGAUCUCUUCUGCGAACCGUUCUUCACGCCCAGUUACAUGACGCCCACGUUGCAUGUAAUUGGCCGGACGGAUGUCGUUGUGGUGGAGGAGAGAUCGCGUCAACUGGUCGGCGUUUCGGCAAACAAGAGGGUGGAAGAACACGAUGGUGGACAUUUCGUGCCAUCCAAAGGCAACUGGAGGAAAUUCUUGGCAGCGUACAUGAGAGAUCACAAUGCGCCACAUCCAUCGCCGAGUGCUCUGCCAGAAUCUGGGCCGUCGUCUGGAACGGCGACGCCGACCAGCUACAGGGAGGCGGCGAUGAAGCUGUGA
Molecule: messenger RNA, 786 nt
Organism: Cyclocybe aegerita
Lineage: Eukaryota; Fungi; Basidiomycota; Agaricomycetes; Agaricales; Hemipholiotaceae
Source: the annotation of a GenBank genome assembly